Suillus paluster is the source of this 1097-nucleotide messenger RNA. RefSeq lists its product as uncharacterized. Lineage: Eukaryota; Fungi; Basidiomycota; Agaricomycetes; Boletales; Suillaceae. Gene Ontology annotation, cellular component: cytoplasm. The transcript has 3 exons. Bases 336 to 1097 code for a protein of 253 amino acids. The record is from RefSeq and is a predicted model, not a curated record. Gene Ontology annotation, molecular function: zinc ion binding.
AUGUUACACUAUUGAAGGAGCAUACGAUUUUAUCGAGACGAAUCUGCCAGUUCCUCUUUGUUCCUCGUCCGAAUCCUGAUCUUCUGACUAUCCGCACGUGCUGCAGGUUUCGAUCGGAAGUCUAACUCUCCACUGUGAAGUUCUUAACUCUGUAGCUAGACGCUAUCAGUUGACGGAGCUGUGGAUGACAGAGAGCUACUUUUAGUCAGCUGAAUCGUUGUAAGAGGGUGACAUAAGCAGAUGGAGAAGGUUCUUGAAGUUGCCCGGGAGGUUGCUUGGGACGCGCGUCCGGUCUUUAUAAUCUCUAAAGUCGACCACCGCCAACAACACUGAAGAUGACCACCAACGAGCAACUUCUCGGCCUUGGAACUCCCUGCUCAUACCCGCAUUGCUCACUGCUAGAUUUCCUCCCCUUUAAAUGUCCUCAUUGUCCAGACUCUCCCUCUUUCUGCGCAGAGCACUUCCACCCACACUGUACAACAGCACACGCUAACCUAGACCGUGUAGCACCAAAUUGCCCUCUAUGCAGCGUUCCCGUUGCUAUCCCGCCUGGCGAAGAUCCGAACGUGCGCAUGGAGAGACAUAUCAGCCGUUUCUGCGAGGCGAUGAAUGCUACUGGUAGACAGCGGGGCAAGGGCGGGAGCAAGAUAUGCGCUAGAGGAAAGUGCGGCAAGGUUCUCUUUGCUCCCAUAGGGUGUGAUAAAUGUCACAAGGAGUUCUGUCCCCAGCACCGUUUCCCAAAGGACCAUGCAUGUCCCUCUCUCACUUCUGCCUCGAAGCCAUCUAUAAGACCCAGUCCUGUAUCCGCCACUCCCAGCUCAUCCUCUGCCAAAUCCGCACCUCUACCUUCAUCUAAACCAACACCGCCACUCUCCUCGAAGCUUUCCAUCCCAGUCUCCCUCUCAGUUCCAAACGUAUUCUCAAAGACUGACCGACGCGCAAAGGAGGAACGCGAGAGCAGACGCAAAGCCAUGACAGACCGCGCCAAGAGAGGUCUCCUCACAGAAGAAGAGAAACUCAUCCUCGCUCAACAAGAAGCCGCACGCGCUCAGGAGCAGGAGCGCAGAAAGGGGGAUAAGGAGUGUCUUGUCAUGUAG